AUGGAUCAAAUCAGAAAUGGUACACCCAACUUGCUAAACCCACCGUCAUCAUCUUCGUCAUCAUCACUAACAGCGUCUACGAACUGCACAGUUCGUAACUUGAUAGAGGCCGUUGCGAAGAUAAGGCACCAGAAACAGUGUGCUACAGUUGUGAGAAUCCACAAAGCUGUCAGACAACAACUGCAGAAGAAUUUAGAUAUAGAAGAGGUCAUCCAACAGCUAGCCAUUGCUACCAACACAGGAGCUCUAUGGAGGGUAGAUAACAAUGGAGUAACUUCUUACAGAGAGCCUCCAAAGGGCUCAUCGAAGGAGCAGAUUCGCUGGUCUCAAAAAGAUGCAGUCAGGUGGUCGAACAAAGACUUACAAACACGUACAUUAGCUGUUUCACAUGUUAAGUAUCCACUUCCAGACCAGGCUACUUAUCCUAUGUCAGAUCCUUCGAUGUUUCACCACAUGGCCGAUCAGUUUACUUGGCCUGUGUCUGAUGCAAGGAGGUGGACAGAAUCGAUGGCUGCAUGGAAUAUGGUGGAGCCAGUGCGACAACAUUUGACUGAUUCUAUUGGAUGGCCCAUGAAUGACCCAUUGAAAAUGUCAGUGAAUGAUUCAACAAUCAACUGGCAGAAUGCAGAACAGUAUCGUCUUUCAAUGCAUGAGAAUUUUCCCUGGCCAAUGAAUGGAGAUGGGUUGGCUUGGUCGAUAUCAGAUCCUUGGAGAACAAUUGAGCAGCAGUUUAGAAGGAAUGAGUGUCCCAGCACGAGAAAUGUUAUGUUUGAUGGCAGCUUCCAACCCACUGAUGAAAUGCAAGAAAAAAAUAUUUUAUUGGCUGAAAGUAAUCAAUGGUCAAUACCUACUGCUGCUAUGGGCUCAACUGCUGCCUCUUUGGAAUCUAGGUCCCAAAAAAUGGCACCAGAUAAGGAGGCUUUCAACCAGCUCAACAGUAAACAAACAAAUGUUGACAAAAAUAAAAGUAACACUAAUUGUAAUCAAAAUAAUCCUCUUGAUAAUCAACUUACUAAUGAAUCGAUUGUUAAUAAUAACAACAGUUUAAAUGAUAUAAACAACAAUGUUAAUACAAUCAAUAAUAAUAAUAUCAGUUCUGCUAAUGAUCUUAAUGUCACGAAUAGUAGUAGUAACUCAAAUAUCACCAGCAACAACAAUGUCAACACUGGCAACAACACGGCUAAUGUGAGUUCUCCUCCAGUCAUCAACGACUAUUCCUUUCAUGAGCAAGCAUCAAAGCGUAUUCAUCAGUCUGACAUGAACGAUUGGCAUCAAAUGAAACAACAAUCACCUUCAUCUAAUAGAGUUGCUGUAGACAACAACACUCAACAACAUAACAGCGGUGACAUCAGCCUCAACAGCUCGCAUAAUACAAAUAACCAAACCAAUUUUUGUACUGGUAACAUGCUGCAAACCAGCCACAAUGUUAUUGCAUGCAACAACAUUGAUGCUAACAAUGCUAUUAGUGGUCAUAACAUCAACAAUGACACAAUUAUGUCUCAAAAUGACAACAGCAACAUCAGCAACAACAGCAUCAGCAACAUUAGCAAUUGCAACAAUGUAAACCAACAGUUCUUAUCAUCACUGCCUCAAGGUAUUGUAUCACCAUCAACUUUACAACAGCAACAAGAGAAUAGCAUCAACAACAUUAAUAAAAAUAACAACAUAAAUACUUACUUUGAAAGCCCUGAGAAAUGGGCUGGAAAUUAUACUGACCAUUUGGGCAGUAGUGAUGUCAGGGAUUACCGUGGUCAUUGUGACCAUAGGAAAGUUUUCAAUGACCACACUAACUUUACUGGUAACAUUAACCAAGAUAUUCAUAAUAGCAAUGGUAAUGAUAAAAUUAAUAAUAGUAAUAGUAAUGAUAAUAAAAAUAAUGCUGAUGAUGGUAAUAAUGAUGGGCAUAAUAGUUGUGCUGAAAGUUGUGAAAGUGAUAAAUUUAUGGAAUGUGAUUUGAUUGGUCAAAGUAUCAACUUCAAUUUCAAUAAUAGUAAUACUACUGCUACUACUACUACUACUACUACUACUACUAAUAAUAAUAAUAAUAAUAGUGGUAAUUGUAAUGAUAAUAAUCAUGAUAGCAAUUUUGUCAAAGGCAACUAUGAGCAGAAUAAAAAUGAAACCAAUAUGGAAAUUUCUGAUCACCCUUGUAAUAAUAGUAAUAAUAAUAAUAAAAAUAAUACUUGGGGUAAUGAUAAAGCUGAACAUGAUGAUAACGGAGGUGUUAUGUGCAUGGAUCAUGAUGGUAAUGUUAACGACGACCGCAGAGCUGCAAAUGAUGCCAAUGCUGAUUCUGGUCAAAUUCAAGAUGGUUAUCCCCUUAGUAGCAUUAAUGGUGAUGAAAAUAAUUUUGAUAUCAAUAAUGAUGACAAUAAUGAGAACAUUGAUAAGCCACCUGAGCUCGUGAUAUGUCAAUCACUCCAUUCAGACAGUCAGUCAUCGUCAUUGUCAUCACACAAGUUCACCAAUAAUAUUGGCGGUAAUAAUGAUGACGAUGAUGGAUAUGAUAAUAGUGUUGUUGAUAGUGGUUACACUCAUGAUGAUAAUGAUGCCAGAUCUCCACCUCAUCUAGAUGCCAAUGAUUAUAUUGAUAAUAUGGAGGGUGAGAAAAGGAGUGACUCAAACGUGACUGGUGUUGAGGCUAGUGUCAUUAAUAAGGGUGAUAAUGGUGCUGAUAAUAUGAAUAACUGCAGAAUUAUAUGUGAUAAUACUGAUAAGAUUAAUUUGAAAAAUGAAUGUAAUAACUAUAAAAAUAAAACAACUAAUAAUAGUAGUAAUCUCAGUAAUGCUAAUAACAAUGAUAAUAAAUCUGGUGCUUGCCCUAGUCUAGAUGGCAAGAAGAAAUCACCGGAAAAUCCCAGCUCCAAAAAUAAACUCUGGAAAAACCCACUUCCUAUACUUGAGAGAUUGACAGCAUCAACAUUGAAGAGCAGUUACUUUGAACAGCAGCAGCAGGUUGGUUGUUAA
Messenger RNA from Helobdella robusta, 2967 nucleotides. RefSeq lists its product as hypothetical. The coding region runs from base 1 to 2967 and encodes 988 amino acids. The record is from RefSeq and is a predicted model, not a curated record. Gene Ontology annotation, molecular function: DNA binding. NCBI's taxonomy places the organism in Eukaryota, Metazoa, Annelida, Clitellata, Rhynchobdellida, Glossiphoniidae. The transcript has a single exon.